CAAUCUAUUCGGGAGACAGUCGCUGGCCAAACGCGACGCAACUGCGAGUGCAGCGGACAGUCGGUCGGUCCAACUAUAUAAAAAUAAACCGAAAGCAAGAAGAAGCCGUCAGCGCAGGCUGUGCCAAAAUAAUUUCAAAAUUAGAGUACAUAUAGUUCUGUGCGGUUGUUUGCGUUGUAAAAUCAUAAUACGCCGAUUUGAAAGAAUAAUAAUAACAAUAUCCCAACAUGAGCUCACUGAGCAUGGGGCGAAAGGGCAGCGGCCAGCUGGAGGUUAUGCAAAAGGCUGGCUGGAAGAUCGAUGGCGAUGAGAAGGCCUGUUACAUAGAUGUCGAUGAGGAUGACGACCAGGACACCGAAGGAAUGAUUGAGUCGAAGUGGAGCUUACUACCUGACCUCAUACUAGAGCAAGUCUUUACCUACCUCAGCCCCAAAGAGCGCUACUAUGCGGGACUGGUUUGCCGCCAGUGGUAUAGAGCUUUCUAUUUGCCAAGUGUUUGGAACAACUUUUUGGUGGACGAUCGCACACUGACCAAGCCUAAGUUUAACUACUACUCCGGCUGGCAAUUCUGCCUCGAUCAUAUGCGAACCCAGUACUGCCUGUCGAGAAUCGGCAGAUAUAUGCGAGGGAUUGAGUUUCGGCCGUGGCACAGCUUCAACAACAUCUUCCAGUUUAUGACCAUGCUGACCUGGAACAUUGACAAGGCCAAUGAGGAGAAUGCUGGACCGGAGUUUUUUGGCAUGGGUCGCCGGAUCCGCACUCUGGUCUACCACUUCCCGUGUAACAUGUCGCAGCCCAACGAUCCGGAGGGAAUCAAGCUCUUCGGCACCGGAGGUCAGCUGCUGCGGGUUUUGAAGGAGCUGCUCCUCCGGCUGACGGACCUUCACACACUCAAGCUGGUGGACUUCGUACUGGAACGCUUCGAGGCGAAUCACUUGCUGGACGAGGUCGUCUGCAGCUGCUGCACCAAGAUGAGGGUUCUCAAUCUGGUGAAUGUGACCACGACGCACUGUCCCAUCAUGCAUGUGGGUCUGUUCCUCAAUCUGCAGGUGCUCACCAUAUCGCCGCAGAACAUUGACGACGACGUUUUGUCCCUGCUGGCGGACACCAAAUUGCGGCACUUGCACUUACUGCAAAACUGCUAUACGCCAAACCACCUGACAAUAAGUGCCUGCGGCGUGAAGGCCUGGCGCAAUGUGAAGACAACCAAUCCGCGCCUGCGUGUCCAUUUGCGCGUGGAGAACCUGGCGGAUGGCGAGGUGGUGCUGCAGCCGGAGGCGCCUGUCCACAGCAUCACGUACUGCGCGCCGCAGGCACGGAUACGGGCCGAGCUGCUCGUCCGCAUGGUGGACCACUAUAGGAACACCCUGGCAGUGUACGGCCACGAGCUCUUGCCGCGCUUUUCCAGCCCCAAGCCAUUUCACAGCCGCAUCGACAGUCUGAUGUUGCUCUUGUGCCGGCAGUGCUUCAACAUGGACACUCUGAUCAUCCGUGAGAAAGUCUCAACCUCGACGCUCCUGCUUAUUGCCAAAACGGCCAAGAAUCUGCAGCAUCUCCAUGUCCGACGAUUUGCGGUGAUUUUGCGAUGCGACUGGCCAAGACAUCCGGAAUGGAGUGACGAGUUUAACACCUGGCUGAAGCGAAACUCCAGAUCCUACGAGGCUGUUGAGCGGGAGAUCUCACAGAUCUUGGGCUGCAAAUGGCAGCUGCUCAGCGAUCGUGACUUCAAACAGCUGACUGUGAAUGUUAAAUCAGGAGCCUAGAAUUCUCCAGUGUCCUCCCCCUAAGACUUGUGAUAAACGGUGUAGAGCUUUAAUAAAUAACCCAAACAUUA
This is a messenger RNA of Drosophila elegans, 1834 nucleotides long. RefSeq names its product F-box only protein 39. The coding region runs from base 228 to 1763 and encodes 511 amino acids. The transcript is spliced from 6 exons. NCBI's taxonomy places the organism in Eukaryota, Metazoa, Arthropoda, Insecta, Diptera, Drosophilidae. Gene Ontology annotation, molecular function: protein binding. The record is from RefSeq and is a predicted model, not a curated record.